CGUUCUUCCGCGCAUGCGUAUACCCGCGAGUGACAAGUGACAGUUGACAAGUGACCUACAAAAUGUCCGCCAAAAUUUACGUGCUAUGUCUGGUGUUAGCGACAGGGAUGGCUGCGAGGCAUCGGCCCCGCGUCCAGCAGCCCGUGGAUGAUUACGACUACGAACCACAGGCGCAGGAGAGAGGGGGACAGGUGGUACUAGUAGCGCCAGACGCAUACGGUGGCAUCUACCAAGCGCAAGACCGCGCUGAUGAGGAGUACCAGCCAAGAGCCAUCCACCGCACCCCGCAGCCCCGCCUCAAGCAGCAUCAGCCCGCGCCGGAGGGCCCCAAGCAGCCGCCCGUGCAGACCAUCAGAAACUACAACAAGGUAAAUGAUGACGGCAGCUUCACUUUUGGCUACGAAGCAGCGGACGGCUCUUUCAAAGAAGAAACCCGAGGCACCGACUGCGUAGUGCGCGGUAAAUACGGCUACGUCGAUCCCGACGGCAACAAACGAGAAUUCACUUACGUGUCCGGCAACCCUUGCGACCCCAACAAACCCAACGAAGACGAGGAACCAGACUCCCCAGCGAUAGACUCGGCGGAGAGAGACGACCCUGAACCCAACUACCCGACGAGACCAGUGAUCAGACCCACCACAGCACGACCAGCGACCACCUACUUCCAAAACGAUUUUAGGGACGCUGAUGAAGAACCCGAAGAAGAACCCCUGCAGCACAUCAGACAGCGCGUUGUGCAACGACCACAGCCUGCCAGGCCCGCCCCGAGACCAGCCUACCAACCUCAACAAAUCGCUAUCACUCCACGACCGGUUCCCAUCACAACAGCCCGCGCUCUACCCCCAGCGACUACUUUCAGGCCACAACAAAUCAUCCAAGUGACUCCCAGACCCCAAAUCCAAUACAGCCCUGAACCCGAAUACUCUCCCUCUCCAGCCCCUGCACUAUCCUCGAACAGACCUGGACAAAUUGAUUUCGCCGCAGAAUUCGCGAAAUUCCAUCGCGACAAUCAAGGUCCCACUACACCUUCCGCGUUCAACACUGCCUCCAAGAGCACUAAUGCUCCCGCUCCCUCUAGCAAUCCUCUAUACUCGACUGAACUAGUCUACGAUCCUUCAAGCGGUUCGUACGAUACUCAGCUGUUCCAAUCUCUACCUCAAACUAAGGGUGAACUCAAUCUCAACCAAAGACUUCAACCAUAUGUCGCUCAGCCCCAGCAACAGCAGAGACCCUUCAUCCCCUCCCCACAGAUUCCUGCCAAUGCUCCUGUAUACAGGCAGCAGAACAAUCCUCAGGAGGUCUACCAGAGGCAGCAGGCUGAGUCGCAGUUCCAAAGCUCUGCACAGUUGUUCGCUCAGCAACAGCAACUUCAGCAGAGUCAACUGCAGAGAGACAGAGCGGCGGCGAGAGCUCAGGCUCAAAGACUGGCGCUCGCUCAGGCACAGACCCCACAAAGAGCGGUCGCUCCAGCGCAGCAGUACUACUACGUGCCCCGAGGAGAGAACCCCUCGUCAGGUCAAAUCGACGCGUUCCUGAGAGGGCACGGCAUCCAGCUUUGAGGAGUUUAGUGUAAUACCUGAGCUAGAUAAAGAACUAUCGAUCGACUGAGUCCGUAUAGCCAUAGUUAAUGUACAAGUGUAAAAUAUCGGUCGAGUAGUGAAGUGGAGUGAGGUAUCUAGUUCCAUGGACUGUGGCGGCGGCGGCCGCCAGUGUACAUAGCUGUGUCUCAGUACCUUAAUGUAAUACUUAGCUUAAGACUUAAUUUUAUUAUAAUUGCGAACCAUCUUUGUACGAAGUCCACGACUUUCUUGAGUUGGACGUUUUUUUGUAAAAUGCAAUUUACCAAUUUUUUUUGUAAUAUUUUGUUUGUAAUAAAUUAUAUUUU
Molecule: messenger RNA, 1885 nt
Organism: Maniola jurtina (meadow brown)
Lineage: Eukaryota; Metazoa; Arthropoda; Insecta; Lepidoptera; Nymphalidae
Gene: CPH28
Product: proteoglycan 4-like
Exons: 4
Coding region: 63-1559 (498 amino acids)
Cellular component (GO): chitin-based extracellular matrix
Molecular function (GO): structural constituent of chitin-based larval cuticle
Source: RefSeq, a predicted model, not a curated record